CUUUCGGGAAGGGGAAGUGUGUGACUGCGGGGCUGCUACUUGGCCUCCAUGGCAGCCGCGGGGGACGCCGGGCGCAAAGGGGAGCCUGAAGCCUGAGCUCCCCGCUGAACCGCCCCCCUCCUAGUCCGCCGAGACCAGGGGCCAGCAGGGGAGGGCGAAGGCGCUGCCGGCGUCUCCCUGGGGCUGGUAGGACGGGCCAGGCUCCCUCCAGAGAGCUGCUGACUGACCUGUGUCUCGGGGCGAGCGGCCUUUCCGUUGCACCUGGGGCUGGUAUCGUCUGUGAGCGGGGUGGGCCCUUCUCUCGCUCGGGCGAAAAGGUGCCCCCUGCCCCCAGGCUGUGGGAGAGAAAGGGCCUUUCCCUCCCCCGGGUGGCUUAAUCCCCUGGGGCACUUGACGAGAGGCGGCGGCGAGAGGGGGAGAAUCGCAGUAUCUCAGUUGCUGUUGACAAAUCCAGGGAUCAGGACCAGGAAAGCAGGGUGUCUCUCACACACGUAGCUCUUGGGGGAGGGAGGGAGUUUAUGGCACCACCGGGGAACAGGCGCCUCUGACCUUCAUGACUCUGCUGGAGCCACAACACCUGAACAAGUUGAAAAGCUACAUGCACUAAAAGCUGCAAAAGUUGAAUUUCACUUUAAACGAGGGGAUAAAAAGCAACAACAUGGAUGAUUUCAUCUCCAUCAGUCUCCUGUCUCUGGCUAUGCUGGUUGGCUGUUAUGUGGCGGGGAUUAUCCCCUUGGCAGUUAAUUUUUCAGAGGAAAGGUUAAAGCUGGUGACAGUUCUGGGUGCUGGGCUCCUCUGCGGAACUGCCUUGGCGGUAAUUGUGCCUGAAGGAGUACAUGCACUUUAUGAAGACAUUUUGGAGGGGAAGCACCAUCAGGCCAGUGAGACGCAAAAUGUGAUUGAAUCUGAGAAAGUAGCAGAAAUAACAGCCGAGCAUGAGCAUGGCCACGACCAUUCAAAAUUACACGCAUACAUUGGCGUUUCCCUUGUCCUUGGUUUUGUCUUCAUGCUUUUGGUGGACCAGAUAGGCAGCUCCCACGUGCACUCUACAGAUGAUCCAGAAGCGGCAAGGUCAGGCAAUUCCAAAAUCACUACUACACUGGGACUAGUGGUCCAUGCUGCAGCUGAUGGUGUUGCAUUGGGUGCCGCAGCUUCUACUUCUCAGACCAGUGUCCAGUUAAUAGUGUUUGUUGCAAUUAUGUUACACAAGGCACCAGCUGCCUUUGGCCUGGUUUCCUUUCUAAUGCAUGCUGGGCUGGAACGGAAUCGAAUCAGAAAGCACCUGCUGGUCUUUGCAUUGGCAGCACCUGUUUUGUCAAUGGUGACAUACUUAGGGCUAAGCAAGAGCAGCAAAGAAGCCCUUUCAGAAGUCAACGCCACUGGAGUUGCCAUGCUUUUCUCUGCUGGGACUUUCCUUUAUGUUGCCACAGUGCAUGUCCUCCCAGAGGUAGGAGGAAUGGGGCAUAGCCACAAACCUGAAUCAACAGGUGGGAAAGGACUCAGCCGCCUGGAGGUGGCAGCCCUGGUCCUUGGCUGCCUUAUUCCUCUAGUUUUGUCCAUCGGGCACCAGCACUAAAGGUUCAAAGUCACUGUUCUCCUUGAUCUUGUAUGAGCAGUAAAUGUCAGCUGCUCUUUUCAUCGUUGUCUCUCUUACCCCAUUAUCCACCCCAUCUGCACUGUGGAGUUCAGAGGGAAGCUUGAUUCCAACAUGAAGAAUUCUGGAAAAACUUUUAGUGUAGCAAAAUGUACUUUGGCAGCCGGACAUAAAUUCUGUGUAAUUUUCUUUUCUGAAGACAUUUGAUAUUUUAAUUUUGAUUUCUGGCCCCUAUUCUCAGGGAAGAUGGAAUUUGAAUUUUAAAAAAGGUGAGUGGGGAAGAAUUUAAUGGCUCAUCAUGAAAUUGCAAUCACCAAAGUAUUCUGUAACUCAGCGUUCACAGCUGAGAAUAAAACAAUGGAUGGAUGCCUUUUAA
Gopherus evgoodei (Goodes thornscrub tortoise) is the source of this 1970-nucleotide messenger RNA. It is a transcript of the gene SLC39A9, whose product is annotated as solute carrier family 39 member 9. Gene Ontology annotation, cellular component: membrane. The transcript is spliced from 7 exons. Bases 659 to 1576 code for a protein of 305 amino acids. The record is from RefSeq and is a predicted model, not a curated record. Gene Ontology annotation, biological process: zinc ion transport; transmembrane transport. NCBI's taxonomy places the organism in Eukaryota, Metazoa, Chordata, Testudines, Testudinidae. Gene Ontology annotation, molecular function: metal ion transmembrane transporter activity.